Dipodomys ordii (Ord's kangaroo rat) is the source of this 2064-nucleotide messenger RNA. RefSeq names its product leucine zipper, putative tumor suppressor 2 (gene Lzts2). The record is from RefSeq and is a predicted model, not a curated record. The transcript has 5 exons. Gene Ontology annotation, biological process: negative regulation of canonical Wnt signaling pathway. Bases 17 to 1603 code for a protein of 528 amino acids. Lineage: Eukaryota; Metazoa; Chordata; Mammalia; Rodentia; Heteromyidae.
GAAAGGUGGAAAGAACAUGGAGAAAAUCCUGAUUCGCCCAACAGCCUUCAAACCAGUGUUGCCCAAACCUCGAGGGGCACCGACCCUGCCUAGCUUCCUGGGUCCUCGAGCUGCCGGGCUGUCUGGAAGCCAGGGAAGCCUGACACAGCUGUUUGGAGGCCCUGCCUCCUCCUCCUCUUCUUCCUCCUCCUCCUCAGCUGCUGACAAGCCCCUAGCACUGAGUGGCUGGACCAGCGGCUGCCCUUCAGGGACGCUGUCUGACUCUGGCCGAAAUUCACUAUCCAGCCUACCCACCUACAGCACGGGGGGUGCCGAGCCAGCCACCAGCUCCCCGGGCAUGCACUUCUCCUCCCACGGGCGGGGGGCACUGCCUGGGCCAGCCCGAGGGGCCCCUACUGGGCCAUCCCACUCCGACAGUGGCCGCUCCUCCUCCAGCAAGAGCACAGGUUCCUUGGGGGGCCGUGUGCCUGGGGGACUCUUGGGCAGUGGGCCUCGGGCUUCCCCUGAUAGUUCCUGUGGGGACCGCUCACCCCCACCACCACCACCUCCCCCUCCUUCGGAUGAAGCCCUUCUGCACUGUGUUCUGGAAGGACAGCUUCGAGACCGGGAGGCAGAGCUGCAGCAGCUGCGAGACAGUCUGGAUGAGAGCGAGGGUGCCACAGGCCAGGAAUUCCGGCCAAGGCACUGGCCCCGAGAACGUGAGGACUGCACAGCACAGGCCCAGCAGGCCACACAGAGGGCACAGCGGACUCAGCAGCUGCUGCAGCUGCAGGUGUUCCAGCUGCAGCAGGAGAAGCGGCAAUUGCAGGAUGAUUUUGCACAGCUGCUGCAAGAGCGUGAGCAGCUGGAGCGGCGCUGUGCUACCUUUGAGCGAGAGCAGCGAGAGCUUGGGCCACGGCUAGAGGAGACCAAGUGGGAGGUAUGCCAGAAGUCAGGUGAAAUCUCUCUACUGAAGCAGCAGCUGAAGGAGUCUCAGGCAGAGCUGGUUCAGAAGGGCAGCGAGCUGGUGGCUCUGCGGGUAGCACUGCGGGAGGCCCGGGCUGCCCUGCGUGUCAGUGAGGGCAGGGCCAGGGGCCUGCAGGAGGCAGCCCGAGCCCGGGAGCUCGAGCUGGAGACCUGUUCCCAGGAGCUACAGCGGCACCGCCAGGAGGCUGAGCGACUUCGGGAGAAAGCUGGCCAGUUGGACACAGAGGCAGCCGGGCUCCGGGAGCCUCCUGUGCCACCUGCUGCUGCUGACCCAUUCCUCCUGGCAGAGAGUGAUGAAGCCAAGGUGCAGCGGGCAGCCGCUGGGGCCGGAGGCAGCCUGAGGGCGCAGGUGGAAAGGCUGCGCACUGAGCUGCAGCGGGAGCGGAGGCGAGGUGAAGAACAGAGGGACAGCUUUGAGGGGGAGCGGAUGGCCUGGCAGGCUGAGAAGGAGCAGGUGAUCCGGUACCAGAAGCAACUGCAGCACAACUACAUCCAGAUGUACCGGCGCAACCGGCAGCUGGAACAGGAACUGCAGCAGCUCAGUCUGGAGUUGGAGGCCCGUGAGCUUGCUGACCUGGGCCUGGCUGAGCCCACCCCCUGCAUCUGCCUGGAGGAGAUCACUGCCACAGAAAUCUAGAGCUUCAUCUCCACAAGGAGCACAGCCCAAGAAGAUGCUGCCAAUGCCACUGCUAGCCAUUGUCCUAUUUGCCCGCCCACCCUAGCCAGGGGAGCUAGGAAGAGGAAGGGGCUCCCUCAUCUCCACAUUCCCUUCACUCCCAAAGCCAGAGAGAGCCAGAUGGCACCAGCUGCUCCCGAUGUGCCUGCCCCUACCCUGCCCAUGUUGGGGAACAGGGCUGGGACUGGGGGCCGACCCCCCCAUCCCAGCUCUGAAAUCCUUGUUCUGGGCUAAGGGGGCUGAAGUCAGACCAAAGGAAGAACUCAGCAAUGUCUUGUUUAUUUGUGUUUGUGACCAAGCAGACCCACCCAACACCCAGGUUUAUGGCCUCGUUUUCACUUGUAUAUUUUUCACACUGUAAAUUUCUUGUACAAACCCAAAGAAAAAAAAUUAAAAAAAUUUUUUUUGUUUUUAAAAAAGGU